This is a messenger RNA of Scleropages formosus (Asian bonytongue), 2984 nucleotides long. RefSeq names its product protein kinase cGMP-dependent 2 (gene prkg2). Lineage: Eukaryota; Metazoa; Chordata; Actinopteri; Osteoglossiformes; Osteoglossidae. Gene Ontology annotation, biological process: protein phosphorylation. Bases 72 to 2420 code for a protein of 782 amino acids. Gene Ontology annotation, molecular function: cGMP-dependent protein kinase activity; ATP binding. The record is from RefSeq and is a predicted model, not a curated record. The transcript is spliced from 19 exons.
CCCGACCUCGAAUUUGUUGCUGAGUAAAGACAAAGGAAUCCUGGAAGCACCUGCCGCCGUUACAUGCCACUAUGGGGAAUGGAUCUGUAAAGCCAAAACAGCUGAAGCAACCACAUGGAGCUGUGGUGAACCUCUCUGUUAGCAACAAUGGAAGCAAUCACUUCAAAGACCCAUGCUUUACUGCGAAUCCCAAAAGUACGGUAGAACUUCUUAAAACCAAAGUGGCUGAUCUAGAAAAAGAAAGCAAAAAAAAAGAUGAGGACAUCUGUGAAAAAAACUCGACAAUAAAGGAACUGCAAGAGCAACUGGCCAGGCAAACCAGAAUGAUCGCAGAGAUUACAGAGGAGCUACAGAGUAAGUGCAUCCAGCUGAACAAGCUUCAGGAUGUGAUGAAAAUGCAAGGUGGAGCAGGUCUCCACCCAUUGCCGCUCAAAGCAAAGUUUAACCAACAUGUCAGCAGCCUCUUCAAGGACACCCUGAACAGGAGAAAAGGAGCCAAAGCAGGAGUCUCAGCAGAGCCCACAUCAAGGACCUAUAACUCCAGCAGUCUGCCCAAGUUCUCCUUUGAUAAGGCCAGGGUUUGGAAGGAUUCAAGUGUGAAGAAGCUCAUUACAGAUGCCCUUAAUAAGAACCAGUUCCUGAAAAGACUUGAGAUGCAACAGAUAAAGGACAUGGUGGAAUGUAUGUACGAGAAGACCUAUCAGCGAGGAGACUAUGUCAUCAAGCAAGGGGAUCCUGGAAAUCAUCUGUAUGUUCUGGCAGAAGGGCAACUGGAUGUCUUUCAACACAACAAAAUGCUGACUACAAUAGAAGUUUGGACCACAUUUGGUGAACUGGCAAUACUGUAUAACUGUACCAGGACUGCUUCAGUAAGAGCGGUCAGCAAAGUGAAGACGUGGGCUUUGGACCGGGAAGUAUUUCAGAACAUCAUGAGGAUAAAUGCACAGACUCGACAAGAACAGUAUCGCAGCUUUCUCAGAAGUGUCUCCUUGCUGGCCAAUUUACCAGAAGAAAAAUUAAAUAAGAUAGUGGACUGCCUGGAAGUGGAAUAUUAUGACAAAGGGGAUUAUAUCAUCCGGGAGGGAGAAGAAGGAAGCACUUUCUACGUUAUUGCGAAAGGAAAGAUCAAGGUCACUCAGAGUAGUGAGGAGCACGAGGAACCCCAAACCAUAAAGAUCCUUCAGAAAGGGGACUAUUUUGGAGAGAAGGCCCUUAUAAGUGAUGAUGUCAGGUCGGCCAGCAUAAUUGCAGAUGAGAAUGACGUGGAAUGCCUCGUGAUUGACCGUGAGACCUUCAGUCAAACUGUUGGGACAUUCAGUGAACUUCAGAAGUACCUGCAAGGCUAUGUGGAAUGUAUACCAUGUGAUGGCAAGAAGAAACAUGCUAAGAGCUUAACCUCUACACAGCUGACCUCACCACUGCCUCUGGAGGUCGUUGAGCUAAAGGAGCGGGUAUCGGCUUUCUCGUCCAGCUCGCCCUUUGAGAGCCUUGAUGUCAUCACCACACUUGGAGUCGGGGGAUUCGGCAGGGUGGAGCUGGUGAGGGUGAAGAAUGAGGAUGUGACUUUUGCCCUGAAAUGCAUCAAGAAGCAGCACAUAGUUGAUACCAGUCAGGAGGAGCACAUCCACUCUGAGAAAAAGAUCCUGAUGGAAACCUGUUCCCCCUUUGUGGUCAAGUUGUACCGUACUUUCAAGGACAGGAAGUAUGUAUACAUGUUGCUGGAGGCAUGCCUUGGAGGAGAGAUCUGGAGUCUUCUCCGAGAUCAGGGCAGUUUUGAUGAGCACACUGCCAAGUUCUGUGUGGCCUGUGUGACGGAAGCCUUUGAUUACCUGCAUCGCAAUGGAGUUAUAUACAGAGACCUCAAGCCUGAAAACCUCCUGCUGGAUACAGAGGGUUACAUUAAACUGGUGGACUUUGGCUUUGCGAAGAAGAUUGGGCUUGGGCAGAAGACUUGGACAUUUUGUGGAACACCAGAAUAUGUGGCUCCUGAGAUCAUUCUCAACAAAGGUCAUGACUUCAGCGUGGAUUUCUGGUCCCUAGGCAUUCUGGUCUUUGAGCUUCUUACGGGCAAUCCUCCAUUUUCUGGGACAGAUCAUAUGAUGACAUACACAUUCAUCUUGAAAGGUAUCGAGAAGAUAGAAUUUCCCAAGAAAAUAACUAGACGGCCUGAGGAUCUGAUUCGGAAGCUGUGCAGACAAAAUCCGACAGAACGUCUGGGAAACCUGAAGAAUGGAAUCAUAGACAUCAAGAAGCAUCGGUGGUUUAAUGGAUUCAACUGGGAGGGACUAAAAGUCAGAAAGUUGCCAUCUCCUCUCAAAAGACAGGUGCUUGGCCCCUCAGACCACCGUUACUUUGACAGCUACCCGCCUGAUGAAGACGUUCCCUCAGAUGAGCUGUCUGGCUGGGAUGCAGACUUCUGAGAGCCUCUGUCGCUCGACGCUGUGCGAACAAAGAGAGAAUUUUUUUGCUGUCGUGCUGUUCUACUGGCACUUGUUAUGAGAGAGCUCAGUGUCCCCUCUGCAAUAUACAAAGGGGCACUUUAACUUGAGCUGGCCGAACAGUUAGGUGGACGGAAGUGUGUGUUACCCUGGUUUGGAUUCCAAGAGAAGGGCUUGAGAAUGAGUGCCACUUCUUCCUCCAGUCUGACACUGCACGAGUUAUCAUCGACUUUCCUCCAGAGCGAGUCCACUUUCCCUCUCUAAAUUAUGAACUGCGAGUGUCACGGAGAAUAGUGUGAAACCAGAGAUAAUAUUUACCGUAUGACCUAGGGGUAAACUUUGCGGCCAAGUGAACGGUACUUCCUCUAAAUGACAGAGGUGUAGAUGACGUAUGGGAUUUCAACGCUUUCCGACACAUUUGAAACAACCGUGGCUAUUUAACUGAUUCGUGACGUGUGGAAUCUCACUCAAGCAAUUAGUUGUGGUGCAUUUAUGUAAUUAAUACUGUAAAUAAUGUUUUGCAUUUUGCUUAUCUUUAUGUGUUAA